Prorocentrum cordatum is the source of this 618-nucleotide messenger RNA. The record is from the annotation of a GenBank genome assembly. NCBI's taxonomy places the organism in Eukaryota, Dinophyceae, Prorocentrales, Prorocentraceae.
AUGAUGGCUGUGGCGCUGGCGAGGCUGCUGGUCCAGAUCCUGGGGGGGGGGGCCCUGGCGGCGGCGCGCUUGGUGAUGAUGGCUGCGGCGCUGGCGGGGUUGCCGGCGCAGGUCCUGGCGAUGAUGGCUGCGGCGAUGGCGAGGCUGCUGAUCCACGCCCUGGUGGCCCUGACGGUGGCGCGCCUGGUGAUGCUGGCUGCGGCAUUGGCGAGGCUGCUGGUCCAGAUCCUGGGGAUGGCCCUGGCGGUGGUGCCCCUGGUGAUGAUGGCUGCGGCACUGGGGGGGUUGCUGUUCCAGAUUCAGCGGUCGGCCCUGGCGGUGGCGCGCCCGGUGAUGAUGGCUGCGGCAUUGGCGAGGCUGCUGGUCCAGAUCCUGGGGAUGGCCCUGGCGGUGGUGCGCCUGGUGAUGAUGGCUGCGGCACUGGCGGGGCUGCGGUUCCAGAUUCAGCUUGCGGCCCUGGCGGUGGCGCGCCUGGUGAUGAUGGUUGCUGCAUUGGAGGGGCUGCUGGCCCAAGUCCUGGAGACCCUGGCGACGCCUCGGGAGUCGACAUCCCCGUUAUCGGCGUGCCAGGUUGCUCUGGCGAGCGAGCCCGCGACGACGCCGCAUCGCGUUGCCUAG